Phascolarctos cinereus (koala) is the source of this 7855-nucleotide messenger RNA. It is a transcript of the gene PTPRB, whose product is annotated as protein tyrosine phosphatase receptor type B. Gene Ontology annotation, biological process: angiogenesis; peptidyl-tyrosine dephosphorylation involved in inactivation of protein kinase activity. Gene Ontology annotation, cellular component: signaling receptor complex. The record is from RefSeq and is a predicted model, not a curated record. Lineage: Eukaryota; Metazoa; Chordata; Mammalia; Diprotodontia; Phascolarctidae. Gene Ontology annotation, molecular function: cadherin binding; protein tyrosine phosphatase activity.
GGGAGGAUUUUUCUCCCCCCCCAAGUGAAGCAAGAAGAGUUGUUAAGUCGAAAAUGGAGCCUAUAUUUUACAUGCUGAUUUUUACCUGCAUGAUCUUUGGAAACUCAGAGGGUUUUCAGAUUAUCCACAUCCAGAAACAACAAUGCCUUUUCGAAAGUAAGAUGGUGUCAGUGGCCAUAUGCAAUGAAACCAGUCAAAACCAGCAGUGGAUGUGGACAGAUGAUGAAAAACUUCUCCAUGUUAAAUCUUCCCAGUGUCUGGGCAUCUCUAAUUCCUCAGCUUCCCAUUCUCGAGCUGCCAUCUUCCUCAACUGCUCUCAGGCUCCCACAUGGACAUGCCAUGAGAAAGAAGGGUUCCUUGAGAUGACAAAUUCUUCUUUCUUCCUCAAGAAACAAGGCAGCAGGGUAGUAGUCAAGAGGGGCAGGAAAUACCUCCAUAGCUGGAUGAAAAUAGAUGUCAACAAGAAAGGAGAAUCUACCAAUGAAAGUCUCUGCUUAAAGAAAGCUCACCAGGGUGGAGAAACUUUAGCAAGGAUCACUAGAAAUACCACUCCUCCAAAGAUCCCCAUUACCAUAAAUGCUGUUACAUAUGACCCCAAGAAUCUGCUUGGGCAUGUCACAGAGGUCCUAGCAAGGGAUGCUACUGAAAACUAUGGCAUCAGCAGCACUGGGAAUCCUCAUGUGCAGAUGACUGGGAUUACAGAGGAACCUUGGGCACAGACGACUACCCAACAGUAUCUCAGCACCACAGCAGAGAGUGGCCUCGGGGAGCCGCUGAGGUGCGACAUCAAUCUGACCCAAGCCAAGGUCUCCAGCAGCUCUGUCAGUCUCAGGUGGAGCACAGAAGGGUCACCCUGUAACUUUAGCCUCAUCUACAACUCCGACACCCCUAGAAGAGCCCCGUGCUUCCCUCGGCAGAUUGCCAACCAUACCUAUGAAUGUAACCCCGAGGAUUUACAGGCUGGAACAACCUAUCAUUUCAAUAUUUCGUCUCAGGAUGGAGAUACGAGAACCAUCUCCUUGCAAACAGACCCUUUACCUCCCAGAAGGUUUAAAGUUGACGUGGACAAGACCACUUCUACAAGCUUGCACGUCUGGUGGGUCCGGUCUUUGGGAAAGGUGGAUUCAUAUGAGCUACAGUUGUUCAAUGACAAGAACCAGAAGAUCCAGGAGACUAUAAUUCCAGAAAGUGUUUCACAAAAUGAAAAUACUUUUUCCAACCUCACUGCUGGUAGCAAAUAUUAUUUUGCCAUUCAAGCAAUUUCUGGAAAUAAAAGCAGCUCUGCGAUUCACGUCAAUGGAUCUACCAUACCAUUCCCAGUGAAAGCUAUCCAAGCCUCCACCAAGACUGAUGCUCUCCAGGUUUCCUGGUCCUCAGGUCCUGGCAAUGUGGAUCAAUAUAGGGUGAUAUUACUGGAUAAAGGGGGAAUAGUUCAUGAUGUCAGUGCAGAAAAGCAUGUUACUACUCACACUUUUCAUGGACUGACCCCAGGCCAUCUCUACAACCUCACAAUUGUAACUGAAGCAGCGGGGCUACGGAACUACAAGUCUAAAUUAAUUAGGACAGUUCCUGAGAAAGUUACAAAGUUGAAGCUGAUCAGUAAUGGUUGGAUGAGAUCCCUCAGAGUGGGUUGGUUGCCUCCUACUGGAGACUGGGAGUUGUACCGCAUUGUGCUGUUCAAUGGUUCUUCAGUGCUGCUCAACACUACCGUGGGGAAAGAUGCAAAGGUCUUUGAUUUCCAUGACCUAGGGCUCAUACCUGGAAGACAGUAUGAGGUAGAGGUCACUGUUGAGAGUGGAGGCUUAAAGAACACUGCUCGCUGCCAAGGUCGAACAACCCCCCAGCCUGUUGUGCAGCUCCGAGUAAAGCACGCCAAUGAAUCCUCUCUGAGCAUCAUGUGGCUGACCCCUGUAGCAGAAUGGGAUAAAUACGCCAUUUCACUAGCAGACAGGGAUCUCAUAUUCAUCCACAAGGCAUUAUCCAAAGAAGCUAAAGAAUUCACGUUCACAGACCUGGUGCCUGGAAGAAAGUAUGUUGCCACAGUUACCAGCAUCAGUGGAGAUUUGAGAAAUUCAUCAUGGGUAGAAGGAAGAACAGUGCCUGCUCAGGUGACUGGCUUGAAUGUAUUCAAUCAAGGGACAACCAAUAGUUUAUUCACCAACUGGACCAGAGCACAAGGAGACAUUGAGUUCUACCAAGUUUUACUAAUUCACGAAAAUGUUGUUAUUAAAAACGAGAGUGUGUCCAGUGAGACCAGUGGCUACAGCUUCCACUCCCUCAAGCCUGGUGGCCUCUAUUCAGUGGUGGUUACAACAUUCAGUGGAGGGAUCUCUUCCCGACAAAUGGUGGGAGAGGGACAGACAGUCCCUUCUAGUGUCAGUGGAGUAACACUGAAUAAUUCUGGUCGGAGUGAUUACCUCAGCAUUUCCUGGCUACCAGCUCCUGGAGAUGUAGAUAGCUAUUCCGUGACUCUCUCUCAUGGUGAUAAGAUUGUUCAGUCUCUUGCUAUUGCAAAAUCCACCAGCGAAUGCUCCUUCAGCUCUCUCACUCCUGGCCGACUGUUCAACGUAACUAUAACCACAAGAAGUGGCAAGUAUGAGAACUAUUCCUUCGGCCAGGAGCGCACAGUGCCCUCAAAAGUUCAGGGACUUACUAUUAGCAACUCUGCCAUGAGUGACCAUUUGAAAGUAUCCUGGCUGCAUGCCACUGGAGAUUUUGAUCAAUACGUGGUUGUCAUCACCAACAAGAAUAAUUCCGUCCAAACCAAGAUCAUCCCUAAGACUGAAAAUGAAUGCAUCUUUGGAAAUCUUGUCCCCGGGCGUCUAUACAGUGUCACCGUUAGUACCAAGAGUGGAAAUUAUGAAGCCAGUGAGCGGAUGAAUAAGAGAACAAUCCCAGAGUCUGUGAAAGAGUUAGCGCUGCGUAAUAGGAGUACGGAAGAGCUGCAUGUCACCUGGGUGCGGGCUGACGGAGAUGUUGAUCAGUAUGAGAUUCAGCUUUGCUUCAAUGAUGUGAAGGUCCUUCCUUCCCUUCACCUUGUAAAUACUGCAACUGAGUAUCGGUUCACAUCCCUAACCCCGGGCCGUCUGUACAAGAUUCUCGUUUUGACAAUCAGCGGAGAUGCACAAAAGUCAGCCUUCAUUGAGGGCUUAACAGCUCCCAGUCCUGUAAAAAAUAUACAUGUUUCUCCUAAUGGGAUGACAGACAGCCUGAAAGUAAACUGGACACCUGGUGGAGGAGACGUGGAUUCGUACACAGUGACAGCCUUUAGGCAGAACCAUAAAAUCGAUUCACAGACCAUCCCCAAGCGUAUCAAUGAACACACAUUUCACAAAUUAGAAGCAGGGGAAGUGUACCAGAUUGUGGUGGAAUCUAUCAGUGGCUCCUUGAGUAACCAGGUGGAAACCCUGGGUCGAACAGUGCCUGCAUCUGUCCAGGGAUUAUAUGCCGAUAAUGCAUACAGUAGUCACUCACUGAUAGUGAAUUGGCAAGGAGCAGCUGGUAUGGCGGAAAGAUAUGAUAUCCUACUUCUAAAUGAAGAAGGGACGCUUCUGAGCAACAAAUCGGAGCUGGCUUCAGUAAAGCAACACAAAUUUGAAGAUUUAAUCCCAGGAAAGAAGUACAAGAUACAAAUACUCACUGUCAGUGGAGGUCUCUUCAGUGUUAGGGCUGAAACUGAAGGUCGGACAGUCCCAGCAGCUGUAACCAAUCUGAGGAUCACGGAGAAUUCCACCAGCCACCUAGCGUUCACCUGGACCACCUCUGAAGGAGAGCUCAACUGGUACAACAUCUUCCUGUACAACCCAGACAAGACGCUUCAGGAGCGAGCCAAGGUGGAGCCUGGAGUUCAGUCCUGUGCUUUUCAGAACCUGAUGCAAGGCAGAAUGUACAAAAUGGUGAUUGUGACACAUAGUGGGGAGCUUUCAAAUGAGUCAUUUAUAUUUGGUAGAACAGUCCCAGCCCCAGUGAACAAUCUCAAAGGAUCCAAUCAGAACAUGACAGACAGCCUCUGGUUCACCUGGAGCCCUGCCCCUGGGGAUCUAGAUUCUUAUGAACUGAUUCUUUACAACCCCAAUGGCACACAGAAGGAAAACUGGAAAGCAAAAGACCUCACAGAGAAGCAUUUCCAUAGCCUUGUUCCUGGGAGAAAGUAUACUCUAAGUGUGGUGACUCAUAGCGGUGACCUCACCAAUACCAUCACUGCUGAGAGCAGAACAGCACCAAGGCCUCCCAGUACUUUGUCCUUUGCUGAUGUGGCAAACACCUCCCUGGCCAUCACAUGGCUGGGUCCACCAGAUUGGACAGACUAUGAUGACUUUGAGCUGCAAUGGUUUCCAAGAGACCAACUCACCAUCUUCAACCCCUACAGUAACAGAAAAUCAAAGGGGCGCAUUGUGUACGGUCUUCAUCCAGGGCGGUUCUAUCAGUUCAAUGUCAGGACUGUCAGUGGCGAAUCAUGGAAAACCUACAGCCAACCCAUUUCUGGAACAGUGAGGACAAGGCCAGACAAAAUACAAAACCUGCAUUGCCGUCCACAGAAUUCCACAGCCAUUGCCUGUUCCUGGAUCCCUCCUGAUUCGGACUUUGAUGCGUACAGCAUUGAAUGCAGGAAAGUGGACACCGAGGAGGUGGAAUUCUCCCGAAGGCUGGACAAAGACAAAUCUGUGCUCAAUAUCAUGACCCUAGUCCCUCAUAAGCAGUACCGUGUGUCCAUCAAAGUGCAGUCUGAGGGCAUGACCAGCGAGGUGGUGGAAGAGACCACAAUCACUAUGAUUGAUCGCCCUCCUCCACCACCUCCACAUAUUCGCGUGAAUAAAAAGGAUGUGUUAAUUAGCAAGUCUUCCAUCAACUUUACUUUCAACUGCAGCUGGUUCAGUGAUACCAAUGGGGCUGUGAAAUAUUUUACAGUAGUGGUGAGAGAGGCCGAUGGCAGUGACGAAUUGAAGCCAGAGCAACAGCACCCCCUGCCUUCCUACUUUGAAUAUCGCCACAAUGCCUCCAUCCGAGUCUAUCAGACCAACUAUUUUGCAAGCAAAUGCGCAGAAAGUCCAGAGUUCAAUUCAAAGAGUUUUAACAUUAAACUUGGAGCAGAGAUGGAAAGCCUGGGUGGUAAAUGUGAUUCAAAUCGGCAAAAAUUCUGUGACGGUCCCCUGAAGCCCCGCACUGCCUACAGAAUCAGCAUUCGAGCCUUCACUCAGUUAUUUGAUGAGAACCUGAAGGAAUUUACAGAGCCGCUCUUCUCAGAUACAUUUUUCUCUUUGCCCAUCACUACCGAAUCAGAGCCUUUGUUUGGAGUUAUUGAAGGAGUGAGUGCUGGACUGUUCCUAAUUGGCAUGCUGGUGGCGGUCAUUGCCUUAUUUAUCUGUAGACAGAAAGUGAGCCAUGGUCAGGACAGACCCACGGCCAGACUCAGCAUCCGUAGGGAUAGACCAUUGUCCGUCCAUCUGAACCUGGGGCAGAAAGGAAACCGGAGAACUUCUAGCCCCAUAAAAGUUAAUCAGUUUGAAGCACACUUCAUGAAGCUACAAGCAGAUUCCAACUAUCUUCUCUCCAAAGAAUAUGAGGAUUUAAAAGAGGUGGGUCGAAACCAGUCAUGUGAUACGGCCCUCUUGCCAGAGAACAGAGGGAAAAAUCGAUACAACAAUAUACUGCCCUAUGAUACAACGAGAGUGAAACUUUCUAAUGUCGAUGAUGACCCUUGCUCGGACUAUAUCAAUGCCAGCUACAUACCAGGCAACAACUUUAGAAGAGAAUACAUUGCUACUCAAGGGCCCCUUCCUGGCACCAAAGAUGACUUUUGGAAAAUGUCGUGGGAACAGAAUGUCCACAACAUCGUAAUGGUGACCCAGUGUGUAGAGAAGGGUCGGGUCAAAUGUGAUCACUAUUGGCCAGCCGACCAAGAUUCCCUCUAUUAUGGAGACCUCAUCGUGCAGAUGCUAUCGGAGUCUGUGCUGUCGGAAUGGACAAUCAGAGAAUUUAAAAUAUGCAGUGAGGAACAGCUUGAUGCAAACAGACUCAUCCGUCACUUUCACUACACAGUCUGGCCAGAUCAUGGAGUUCCAGAGACCACCCAAUCCCUGAUCCAGUUUGUAAGGACAGUCAGGGAUUAUAUUAACAGAACACCAGGGGCUGGGCCCACCAUUGUGCACUGCAGUGCUGGUGUGGGUAGGACAGGAACCUUCAUUGCACUGGACCGCAUCCUGCAACAGUUAGACUCCAAGGACUCUGUUGACAUUUAUGGAGCAGUGCAUGAUCUCAGACUUCAUAGGGUUCACAUGGUUCAGACAGAGUGCCAGUAUGUGUAUUUACAUCAAUGUGUGAGAGAUGUCUUAAGAGCCAGGAAGCUUCGUAGUGAACAAGAAAACCCUUUAUUUCCAAUCUAUGAAAAUGUGAAUCCAGAGUAUCACAGAGAUGCUGUCUAUUCAAGGCAUUAAGAAUGUAGCAGAGAUCUCUUUGGAUCAACCCCAUUCACUGUGUGACUGUUUUUGUUAAACUCCAUAUCCUAGAGAGGUGCCAGAUAUUUCUGUUUAUAUUGUGUAUAAUUUAUUAGUCGAGUAAAUUUUAAAAUAAUCUAUGUAAUUUAAGUAUAAUAGUUAUUAUUGUACAUAAUUUGUAUUUUGUGAUAUUCUUCUGUAAAUAUGUAUUUUUCACAGUGUUUAAUAUUAAGCUUCAGAUAAUACUAUUUUUCCAUCCUAAAGUUUUUAUAAAUUGUUCUAUAUAAAUGGUUUUAACCUGUAUGACAGGAUCAUUGGUGGAAUGUCUGUGUUGGCUUUUUCAUUGUCCCUUAAUAUCCAGGGGCAAUCUUGGGGGGGGGGGGAGUCCGUCACUUAUUUGAUAGUCAAAGAAUUGGAAAAAUCUCAGAGUGGAUGGCAACCUACAUUUGAGCCAUCUGAAUCCGAGUCUACAUAAUGAGAAAUACCAGAUGAGAAGAUUAAUCAAGCUGAUGUGUUCCCAGCAUCUUAACUACCAAAUAGGAAACAUCAGCAAAGCUCUUCCAUCAGCUAUGGCUCCCCUGGCCCUCACCAGUAAUUCCCCAGUGGCCGCUUCAGUGUCUGUGUAAGGAUAAAGCCACAUUUACAGAGAGAUUCUUAAAAAAAAUACUGAAGACUUUUAAUGGUUUCUGCUCUGAGCAAAAGCAGAAUUCUACAUACAAGGAAAAAUACCAGCAAUAAGCCAUUUCCUGAAAACUCAGUGACCACAGUAGCAUGAAAGAAUAGUGUAGACACCACUGGGGGCUAUUUCAUCUUGUCAGUGUGUCUACACAAAAAGUGUGUGUAUAAGGGGGUGACUAGUGACAGGCAGCCCCUUUUAUCUAUUACGUUCAUGUUUGAAUGUUUAUAUGUUUAUAGUCCUCUGAUUUGCAGGGAGUUAUAUUCCUGGAAAAGGUGCUUUAAAUCAGAAUGAUGUCAAUUUAAUCUGAUUUUCCCCUUGUAAACAAUAUUAUAGUGGGGGAAGGGAGAAGAGAGGAAGAGGGUUAUAUUUGAGACCUAAGAUCCAGUGCCAACUUUUCAUAGAAAUGACCACAAGUACCAUAUUUAAUCUAAAAUUCCAAUCGACACUUGUGUGCCAAAUGAUGUAUACCUUAUGUACUGUUCAAUACAAAUGAAGCAGGGCAAUACAGUAACAAAUCACAAACUUGUAUUUUGUAGGGUGAAAUUAUCUCUACAUAAUAUACAAAGUCCUUAUCUUAGUUUUCCAUAAUUCCUUCUUAGUUUUACUGCAACAAAUCCCAUAAAAGGAAGAAACACUUUUAUCAAGAUCAUGACACCAAUUUCCACCCCCCCCUUAUCAAUCUCUUUCUCUCUCUUUUUGUCUCUCUCCCUCCCUCUCUCUCUUUUCUCUCUGAGACUCUUUC